UUCCUCUGACCUUCAGCUCCCACCCGCUCCGAGGAAGAGGAGACACACAAGAUGGAGGGAGGAAUGGCAUCCUACCCUGUUGCAACGCCGAAGUCGCGCUGCCGCAGGGGGCGCAUUGGGGUCCAGCCGUCCCCACCGUCCCCACAGCGCAGAUCACAGGUAGUCGGACCUUUCCCGCUGGCGCGCGGCCUCAGCCAGGUUCGCGCCCAGCGCUCUCUCGCCCACUUCUACUGGGGCCUGCUUCCUCUCCUGCUCUCUCUGUCUCAACGUCAUUGAUUUUCUCGUACUGCCCGGGACGUCUUGCCCACGUGUGCCUUUAAAACGCUAAGAGAUGCAACUGAACGUGUGAGACAUGGCGCAGAUAGGCCGAGAGGCGGCAAGAGAAAUGCCCCAGAACUCAAGAACCCGGCCACGCCCUCCGCUUCUACCACCACCAGCAACACCAACCCAGGGGCCUGCUUUCGCGGUCCCCCUAGCCAAGGUGAGGCAAGUCCCACUUGAAUGUCAUCCCGUUCCUCUUGGGAACGCUGGACCGCGCUCAACCUUAACUGUGCGUUGAGGUGGAAGUUGGAUUUCUCUUUGCAUGACAGUGUCUCUGCACAAGGCCGUGGAGGGGCACACGGAUCCACCUGGCUCGCUCUCUAGCUGGAUUCAGGUGGAACGGAGGACCAUGAACACUCAGGACUUUUUCUGCUUGGGUCCUGUGCUUUUCAGGUUUCGGGCCUAAGAGGCCCAUCACCUCCUUAUACCUUUUUUCUGAGUAUUAAAAAAAAAAAAAAAAAAAAAA
Macaca mulatta (Rhesus monkey) is the source of this 787-nucleotide messenger RNA. The record is from RefSeq and is a predicted model, not a curated record. Lineage: Eukaryota; Metazoa; Chordata; Mammalia; Primates; Cercopithecidae.